UGAACCGGUUAAAACGUGAAUACCAGAAAAAACAAAGCUUGUAAAUUGUAGUCAGUAUUCCUGUUCUUGUUUUUGUCGACCACAUUUUAGAAAAGAAAACAAACUAUUUUUCUGCUCUCAAUUACUAAAUGGCGGGAAUCGUUCAAUCCUUAAUUCUCUCACCCCGAUCACUUCAACCGCCGUCGAUUCAACAACGUCACCCUAAUUUCCGGUCAAUUUGCAAUCCUUACUCUUUGAAACGUACCCGUUGCGUUCCAAGUCCCAUCAAAAUCAAAGCUUGCCAACAACCUGAUCAGGGAGAUAGUAAAGUUUCCGGUUUGGCCAAUGUUUGGAGUCAACCAUUGUUUAGUUUUGUGGAGAAUAAUUUUCUUCCAAUGGCUCUUAUUGGUGGAGUAGUAGUAGGACUUGCAAACCCUAGUCUUGGUUGUCUUGCUGAUAAAUGUUAUCUCUCAAAAGUUAGCACAUUUGGAAUAUUUUUCAUCUCAGGUUUAACAUUGCGAAAUGGGGAAAUUGGUGCUGCUUUAGAAGCUUGGCUCGUGGGAGUUUUUGGGCUUUGCUCCAUUCUAUUUAUAACACCGUACUUUUCAAGGAUUAUUUUGCAAAUUCAGCUCCAGCCUCAGGAAUUUGUAACAGGGUUGGCUUUAUUUUGCUGCAUGCCUACUACCUUAUCUAGUGGAGUGGCACUAACUCAGCUUGCUGGAGGAAAUUCUGCACUUGCUCUAGCAAUGACAGUGAUAUCAAAUCUUUUAGGAAUUUUGAUUAUUCCUUUUUCUAUCUCCAGAUUCAUAGGUGCUGGCGUUGGUGUAUCUGUUCCAACUAAGCAAUUAUUGAGAAGUCUUGUUCUUACACUUUUAGUCCCUCUUAUCCUGGGAAAGGUUUUUCGAGAAUCCUCCAAAGGUCUGGAAAACUUUGUUGAUCAAAAUCGUAAGCUUUUCUCAAAGAUGAGCGCAAUUUGCCUCAGUUUAGUUCCAUGGAUCCAAGUAAGCAGGUCGAGGUCACUGCUCUUGAUGGUUAAGCCUGAAGUUUUCCUUGUAGCUGUUGGGAUGGGAGUAUUUCUACAUAUCAUCCUAUUUUCUUUUAAUGCUCUUGCUAUACAAGGCCUUGCAACUGUAUCCGGGGGCAACUGGUCAGUUUUUGCCAAGAAAGAAAAUGCUGAUGCUUUUGUCCUUGUUACAAGCCAGAAAACUCUUCCAGUACUGGCAGCGGUAGUGGAGCAGCUUGGUGGUGCUUUUGGUGAAUCUGGCUUGCUGGUCCUUCCUUGUGUUGCUGCGCAUCUGAAUCAGAUCAUCAUGGACUCGUUUCUUGUCAAUUUCUGGCUCAGAAAGGAUACUGCAUCAGAAAAUGGGGAAGGCAGCCUGAGUAAUAGGACCAUAAUUGCUAGACAUAAGGAAGCCUUUUAAUGAAUUUGAAGUUAUUGUCUUUUAAGAUGUAGAUUAAAAAAGAAAUGCACUGGAAGCUACUCUUCUUCUGUACAUUUGUCGCUCUUCAUCUUGAUUCUGUCAACUGACACCUUACAUUCUUAUGCAGCAUAAAUGGCCAAAUCAUCCCUUUUCA
Messenger RNA from Ricinus communis (castor bean), 1554 nucleotides. RefSeq names its product probable sodium/metabolite cotransporter BASS4, chloroplastic. The record is from RefSeq and is a predicted model, not a curated record. Gene Ontology annotation, cellular component: chloroplast envelope. The coding region runs from base 129 to 1400 and encodes 423 amino acids. The transcript is spliced from 14 exons. NCBI's taxonomy places the organism in Eukaryota, Viridiplantae, Streptophyta, Magnoliopsida, Malpighiales, Euphorbiaceae.